AUGAAAUGUUGCUGCUCCAACUGCGGCCUGAAGUGCGUGCCCCCGGAGAAAGUCAGAGCCGGCCGCUGUCCGGACAUAAAGGCAAAGUGCCGUCCAGAGCCCACCUAUAACUGCACCACAGACAGUGACUGCCUCGGAAGUCAGAAGUGCUGCAGUAUAUGCGGGAGGACCUGCUGGGACCCGGCGCCAGAGCCACUGGGGAUUUGUCCCAGGAAUGAUGCCGGUCAAUCUGGCUCCCUCCAGUGUCAUUCUGCACAAUGCAGCCGGGAUUCAGACUGCAAGAUGAACGAAAAAUGCUGCGCAUCCGGAGAUGGACAGACAUGCGUGAAUUCCACCUAAACU
Molecule: messenger RNA, 342 nt
Organism: Nanorana parkeri
Lineage: Eukaryota; Metazoa; Chordata; Amphibia; Anura; Dicroglossidae
Product: whey acidic protein-like
Exons: 3
Coding region: 1-339 (112 amino acids)
Cellular component (GO): extracellular region
Molecular function (GO): peptidase inhibitor activity
Source: RefSeq, a predicted model, not a curated record